GCUGCUAAGGAUUUAAUACUAUUAGCUGAAGAUACUAUUAGAUUGUUUGAUAAGAUUAAUAAAAAGAUUCUUUCAAUAUGCCAAAAAGAGGAGUAUGAUCAACUUAGUAAGAGUAUAAUAACCAAGCAAGAUUCAGCAAAAUUAGAUAAUUGGAAAAACAUUGUUGAUUUGGCAAAAUAUCUAAUCCUACAACAAAAAGACAAGUUGUAUAAAUUAAGAAUUGAUCAUAAAUGGCAACUUCACAGUGCCAAGGCUUCUAAACAAUUUAAGCAUGAUAUUGAGACUGAGUCUUUUAUAGGAAAUUUAUUAAAUAGUGAUUUGUAUGAAACAUUGGUCAAAGCGGAUUCUUUUUUAACUGAUACGCAAAAAGAUCAACUUUAUACAAUUUGCAGAGAACAGAUUAGCAGGCUUACAAAUAAGAUUUACGAUAAUUUAAAGAAUAGCAUUAGAAAUGAUCAUGUAACCAGUAGGCUUGAAGAUAAGGAUCAGAAUGAUGUUCAAAUUCAAGAUAUUAGAGAGAAUUUUCUAACCAAUAGAACGAAUUGGAUCCAAGAGUUAGAAAAUCCAGUUGAUAAACCUAAACGACCUAAUGCUGAAAGUAAUGAUGAGCUGUUCCUAACUCGAAUGCCUGAUAAUACAAACGAGAGAAGAAAU
Molecule: messenger RNA, 654 nt
Organism: Dentiscutata heterogama
Lineage: Eukaryota; Fungi; Glomeromycota; Glomeromycetes; Diversisporales; Gigasporaceae
Source: the annotation of a GenBank genome assembly